AUGGCUGUGGACCCGCUUGUCCCUGUUGCUGAGCACGACUCAGGUGUUCGUCACCGAGCCGUCACAAUUCAGACCAACAAUGACGAUGGAAAUGCUGACAAUGUCAAAGUCCAAGCGCCAUACCGCAUUGUCGAGGUCGAGAAGAAACAGCCUUAUCGAACCUCCCUCUUCUCUCUCGCUCUUACCGGGAUCAAUGUCAUCAGCAUCUGCGCGUACCUAGGCGUACUCUUCCUCAACGUGCUCCAGACUUGGUGGCGAGGUCAUGGGCUUCCAAAGGCUCCUUAUCUCUUCGCCCUUGGGCAGCUCUAUGAUAACAUGUCAUCCAUCUUAGACGGGUCCUGGCGUAUCGUCGUCGGUCUUGUGCGUGAUUCCAAACCACGACCAACACUUCGCAUCCUUGGUACCAAUGUUCCAGGAAUUGAUGUCUUUGUUACUUGUUGCGGUGAGCCGGACGAUGUCGUCUUAGAUACCGUCAAAGCCGUCUGCAAGCUUGAUUGGCCUGAGGACAAAUUCAGAGUGGUCGUGGCCGAUGACGGGAACAUGGAAAGCCUUCGCCUCCAAAUCGAAAAACUGCAGGAAAGAUAUCCCAACCUCUAUUACCAUGCUCGCAAGAAGCCCACCGGCAAGAACCAUGGAUACAAGGCUGGCAAUCUCAACCAGACCAUGCGCGAGUUCGUCAUUGACCUUCCCGGAGGGCAAAAUGAUUUUCUGGCGGUAUUCGAUGCCGACAUGAUGCCUGAACCUCAGUUCCUUCGUGCCCUUGUCCCCCACGCCCUUGGAGAUAUAAAGAUCGGGAUGGUCACUGCCGCUCAGCACCACUAUAACAUUCCCAAUGAUGACCCUUUGAACCAGGGCAAUUCGACUGGGACCGCCGCUGAUGAUGGACUCCGAGACUCAGUCAACGUCGCCUGGUGCCCGGGCAGUGGCUUUAUCAUGCGCAAGGAGGCUUGGACGGAAAUUGGUGGCUUCCCAGAGUUCUCCAUCACCGAAGAUCUCAUCACUAGCUGGUUCCUUCAUGGCAAAGGCUGGAAGAUCGUCUUGAUCCAUGAGGUUUUGCAGUGGGGAUUGCAGCCAGAUUGCAUCCUCACUCAUCUGAAGCAACGCCGACGCUGGUGGACUGGACAUAUCCGUGACGCUCUCAGCAUGAACUUCACCUUGUAUGACACCCGGCUUAAGGAAGCGUCGCGCCUUCAACGCCUCGCAAUGCUCCACCAUAGCUGCCGACCUUAUUUGAUGACGCUGACCAAGCUUGCCAACUCUGUCAUCGCUUUCGUCUGCCUUUAUCACGGUCGUCCUGUCAUUGCCACCCCAUCUCGGAAUGCGUUGUAUUGGGCGGUGAUGCUCUUCGGGAUCACUCGCAUGCUGGAACUGAUUGGAGAUAUCAAGUCCGUCUUUGGUAGAUACUACCUUAGCGUCCGUCGCCGCGUUGCAACUGGAGUCUGGAUGGGUCACCACUUCUCUCGCGAUGUUCUUCAAACCUUGCUUCCAAAGCGUCUGGGUGGUCUUCGUCUUGGGUUCGGAGUGAGCGGCGUUGGAGGUGGUUCCGUCAAAGAACGAGAUGUCAACAACCGCCCACCUCUUUUUCAGAGACUCUGGGAUCUCCAUCGCCGUGAAGGUAUCUUGUGGCACGUUGUACUCUUCUUUGUCAUGUCUAUUGUGGUCAUCUUCAGAGUCCAUGCCGAGCUCAAGGCGGCGAUCGUCGACGGCGAGUUCAUCAGUGACAAGGCCUUUUGGCUUCGUUUCAUCGCUUCGGUCGGCUUUCCUGGACUUGCUCUCCUUGAGACCAUCCCUCUGUACCUGACACCUGUUGUUUAUGCCAUCUGGCCACCAACCAUGCCGGAGCGUCGUGACAGCAUGGUGUAUGACGACAAGAUUGGCCUGUGGAAGCCAAUGCAGGGGUUCAAGGGCAUCAAAUACACCGCAGCUAGUUAG
Molecule: messenger RNA, 1932 nt
Organism: Fonsecaea multimorphosa CBS 102226
Lineage: Eukaryota; Fungi; Ascomycota; Eurotiomycetes; Chaetothyriales; Herpotrichiellaceae
Exons: 4
Coding region: 1-1932 (643 amino acids)
Source: RefSeq, a predicted model, not a curated record